Molecule: messenger RNA, 762 nt
Organism: Adineta ricciae
Lineage: Eukaryota; Metazoa; Rotifera; Eurotatoria; Adinetida; Adinetidae
Source: the annotation of a GenBank genome assembly
AUGACACACUCAUCCACAAAUCACCAACGUGUCCUAAUACAACGAUCCACCAACGAUGUUCAUUCGUUACUGCUGAGAAGUUCAUCGAACAUCAAACCGGCUCGUGAAGUAUCGCUUCGUGUAAAAUUUAUCCGGCUCGGCGAAGUCAUUACAUUACACGAGAAAUUCUACGCUGAAGUUGUUAUCGAAGCACGAUGGUUGUACGAUCCAACAGCAGCAUCGUGGAAUCCGAAUCUUUAUAUAAAAAAUGCAUUGGGCGAUGUUAAACAGGAAAUCAUUAGUGAAUUUGUGGAUCAUUUAGAUGAACCAGUCAAACCUGAUAGUACUACUUGCGAUACGAUCUAUGUUUGGGAAAUACGCAAAGUGGUCGGUACAUUUUGGGAAAAACUUGAAUUGAACAGUUUUCCAGCUGAUGUUCAACAGUUGUCCCUACAAAUUGUGGCCAGUUGUCCAACAGAUGAAUGCAUUCUUGUUGAAAAUCGUUUUCAACCCUCAAUUGUCAAUCGCGAAGCUUUUCUAGCCCAACAAGAAUGGUUUCUCUAUGAACAUAUCGAAACACGUUCGACAAUAACAACUGAAGAUUUCAGUUUUCGACCAAUUCGUCAAUCCACAUAUCUAGUCACAUGUUACGUUGCCCGACGACCCGGUUAUUUCUAUUGGAACGUUUAUCUUCUGAUUUUUCUCAUUACAUUCAUCGCGCUGACUGUUUAUGGUGUGGCUCCCGACCUUCCACAAAGUCGUCUUCAAAUCACUUGUUCGUAA